GGGAGCUGCAGGAAGGGAACUGCGGGAGCUCUGCUGCUGCUGUAGGUGUCUUUGGAAAGGCACUUCUUGCUUCCAUAGUCAAAUCCCUGAGGCCCAGGUAGAAAUUGCACCAAUUCUUUGUCAUAAGUCUUGCAGAUCCCUGCUGUCUGCCUCACCAGGGCUUUAUUCCACAUGGAGGGAAUCCCCCCACUCCAGCAGAGCUCACCCUGGCUCAGCCCAACACCCCGUGAACUUCCCUCUCUCCUUUAUAACUGUCCACAUGAGCUGAGUGUUUUUGGAGGAGGAGCUCUGUGAGGAGGAACCAGGGCAAAGCAGGGCAAAGUGUUGUUUGCUGCCCUGCUCUGGCAGUUCCCACCCAGCAGCAGGGCACCGGCACUUCCUUGGCCCAGGGCUGGGAGAAAGGGACACACGUGUCACCCGGGAGGGCUCCCACCGACCAGGGUACAGCAAGGCUCUGCAGCAGCUCUCUUCCAGUCAGGACAUGGCACAGACGGUGACACCGGGCACCUCCCCCGAGGGGCCCCGUCCCUCCUACACGUACAAGGUGGUGCUGCUGGGCAGCAUGUCCGUGGGCAAGUCGAGCCUGGCCUACAGAUACGUGAAGAGUGACUUCAGGGAGCUGCUGCCCACCGUGGGAUGCUCCUUCUUCACACAGGUACUGGACCUGGACGAGGCCACUGUCAAGUUUGAGAUCUGGGACACGGCGGGCCAGGAGAAGUACCAGAGUGUCUGUCACCUCUACUACAGGGAUGCACACGCUGCCCUCCUCGUUUAUGACAUUGCCAAGAAGCAAACAUUCAGCAGAGCAAAGCUGUGGCUGGAGGAGCUGGAGAAGAAAUUCCUUCCUGAUGAAAUCGUGAUUGCUCUGGUGGGCAACAAGACAGACCUGGCUGCUGAGCGAGAGGUCACCACUGAGGAUGGGGAAGACUUUGCACGGACAAAAGGCCUCCUGUUCAUGGAGACGUCUGCAAAAUCCAACCACCAAGUGAAUGACGUCUUCAUGGCCGUGGUCCAAGAGCUCCUGAGGAGGGAAAAAGAGAAGGCGCCCAAGCCAUCCCCACGUGGGAGGUCGACCGUGGACCUGAGGGCGAGUGGGGCGAGGACGAGGUGCUGCUGGAGCUGAGGAUGUGACACUCUGCACUCAGCAGGGCUGUAGCCCACCUCCAUCAGGGGCAGUGACAGAGCAGGGGGGCUCCGAGCUGCAGGGACAGCUCAGCCCGACCACCCUCCCUCUCAAAGGCCAUUCAGAGCCCAUCCUGGCCUGGUACAAGGGGCCUCUUCAAACCUUUAGCUCCAUCCUUAGCUGGGAGAUAAAGCACAGGGAAAAGCACAGCGUGCCAGGAACACUGCCACCAAGCCUGACUGGUGACAUCCCCCCACCCCCAGCUGUCUCCUCCUUCAUCUGAAAAGGGAGGGUUUAAUUUCCCAAAGCAAAGGUCCUGCUGGUUUUACACCCAGGCUGCAAAUAAAUAGAAUA
Molecule: messenger RNA, 1477 nt
Organism: Motacilla alba alba
Lineage: Eukaryota; Metazoa; Chordata; Aves; Passeriformes; Motacillidae
Gene: RAB17
Product: RAB17, member RAS oncogene family
Exons: 6
Coding region: 482-1123 (213 amino acids)
Molecular function (GO): GTP binding; GTPase activity
Source: RefSeq, a predicted model, not a curated record